AUGGCACGCAGCUCCAAGCUGGCGGUGGCCAGCGCGGCGGCCGGUGGCAUGGCGCUGCUGAACGCCGCCGCUGAUGCCUUUGUGGCGCCCACGCCUGCAGCGCCGAGCCUUCGCGGCUCCAAUGCAGCCAUGGCGCAGGCUCAGAGCACCCCAUCCUCCAGCGCCUUACCGGCUAUUGCCUGCGGGGGUGCGGUGGCUGCUGCGGCGGUCGCUGCCCAGCGAACAGGCGUUCGCUUCCUGCCGCGAGCGCGGAGCAAGGGUUCAAAAGGGGCAUCGCCCCUUUCCACUUUGUCUGUAGGCCGGUCGCGCACUUCCGGCCUGCCCAGUGUCCAAGUCAAGGAGAGCGCCGUCACCCGUCGCGCCCUGGACCAGUCCAGCCGCUAUGCAGACCUCUCCCUGGAUGAGGCGACCCUGAUCAAGAACGGCAAGCACGUGCUGGUGGCCUACAUCAUGAAGCCCAAGGCCGGCUACGACUACUUGGCCACGGCUGCGCACUUUGCUGCUGAGUCCUCCACGGGCACCAAUGUGAACGUGUGCACCACCGAUGACUUCACAAAGUCGGUGGAUGCCCUGGUGUACUACAUCGAUCCUGACAAUGAGGAGAUGAAGAUUGCGUACCCGAACCUGCUGUUCGACCGCAAUAUCACUGAUGGCCGCGGCAUGAUGUGCUCCUUCCUGACCCUGGCCAUCGGCAAUAAUCAGGGCAUGGGUGAUGUCGAGUACGGCAAGAUCUACGACUUCUACCUGCCCCCUGCGUUCCUGCGUCUGUACGAUGGACCGUCUGUGAACGUGCAGGACAUGUGGCGCAUCCUGGGCCGUGGCACGACCAACGGGGGUCUUGUGGUGGGCACCAUCAUCAAGCCCAAGCUGGGCCUGCAGCCGAAGCCGUUCGGUGAGGCGUGCUACUCCUUCUGGCAGGGCGGUGACUUCAUCAAGAACGACGAGCCGCAGGGCAACCAGGUGUUCUGCCAGAUGAACGAGUGCAUCCCCGAGGUGGUGAAGGCCAUGAGGGCGGCCAUCAAGGAGACCGGCAGCUUCAAGCUCUUCUCCGCCAACAUCACUGCGGAUGACCCGAAUGAGAUGAUUGCCCGAGGCAAGUACAUCCUGUCUCAGUUCGGUCCUUUGUCUGAGAACUGCGCCUUCCUGGUGGACGGCUACGUUGCGGGCGGCACUGCGGUAACCUGCUGCAGGCGCAACUUCCCCAAGCAGUUCCUGCACUACCACCGUGCCGGCCACGGCUCAGUGACCAGCCCCCAGACCCAGCGAGGCUACACUGCCUUCGUGCACACCAAGAUCUCGCGAGUCAUCGGCGCGUCUGGCAUCCACGUGGGCACCAUGAGCUUCGGCAAGAUGGAGGGCGAUGCAUCAGACAAGAACAUUGCGUUCAUGCUGCAGGACGACGAGGCGGAUGGUCCUUACUACCGCCAGGAGUGGCAGGGCAUGAAGCAGACCACGCCCAUCAUCUCGGGCGGCAUGAACGCGUUGCGACUGCCGGCGUUCUUCGAGAAUCUGAGCCACUCCAACGUGAUCCUGACCGCAGGCGGUGGCGCCUUCGGCCACAAGGACGGCCCCAAGAUUGGUGCCAUCUCUUGCCGUCAGGGCGAGGAUGCCUGGAAGGCAUGGAAGUCGGGCCAGUACGGCAACAUCAGCCUGAGUGACGGCGUGAUUGAGUUCGCCAAGACCCACGAGGAGAUCAAGGGUGCGUUCCUGACCUUCCAGAAGGACGCUGACCAGAUCUACCCUGGCUGGAAGGAGAAGCUGGGCUACACUGGUGAGUCCUCCGUGCAGGCGGCAAGCUUCGACUGGGCCAAGCGCGCGUCGGCGGCGGCCUUUGUGGGUGCCAGUGUGGCCCCGUCCAAGAAGGAGAGCUCGGUGACGCGCCAGGCUUUGGACCAGUCCAGCCGCUAUGCUGAUUUGUCCCUGGAUGAGGCGACUCUGAUCAAGAACGGCAAGCACGUGCUGGUGGCCUACAUCAUGAAGCCCAAGGCCGGCUAUGACUAUUUGGCUACGGCUGCCCACUUUGCUGCGGAGUCCUCCACGGGCACCAAUGUGAACGUGUGCACCACCGAUGACUUCACAAAGUCGGUGGAUGCCCUGGUGUACUACAUCGAUCCUGACAAUGAGGAGAUGAAGAUUGCGUACCCGAACUUGCUGUUCGAUCGCAACAUCACUGAUGGCCGCGGCAUGAUGUGCUCCUUCUUGACCCUGGCCAUCGGCAACAAUCAGGGCAUGGGUGAUGUCGAGUACGGCAAGAUCUACGACUUCUACCUGCCCCCUGCGUUCUUGCGUCUGUACGAUGGACCGUCUGUGAACGUGCAGGACAUGUGGCGCAUCCUGGGCCGUGGCACGACCAACGGCGGUCUUGUGGUGGGCACCAUCAUCAAGCCCAAGCUAGGCCUGCAGCCGAAGCCGUUCGGUGAGGCGUGCUACUCUUUCUGGCAGGGCGGUGACUUCAUCAAGAACGAUGAGCCGCAGGGCAACCAGGUGUUCUGCCAGAUGAACGAGUGCAUCCCCGAGGUGGUGAAGGCCAUGAGGGCGGCCAUCAAGGAGACCGGCAGCUUCAAGCUCUUCUCCGCCAACAUCACUGCGGAUGACCCGAAUGAGAUGAUUGCCCGAGGCAAGUACAUCCUGUCUCAGUUCGGUCCUUUGUCUGAGAACUGCGCCUUCCUGGUGGACGGCUACGUUGCGGGCGGCACUGCGGUAACCUGCUGCAGGCGCAACUUCCCCAAGCAGUUCCUGCACUACCACCGUGCCGGCCACGGCUCAGUGACCAGCCCCCAGACCCAGCGAGGCUACACUGCCUUCGUGCACACCAAGAUCUCGCGAGUCAUCGGCGCGUCUGGCAUCCACGUGGGCACCAUGAGCUUCGGCAAGAUGGAGGGCGAUGCAUCAGACAAGAACAUUGCGUUCAUGCUGCAGGACGACGAGGCGGAUGGUCCUUACUACCGCCAGGAGUGGCAGGGCAUGAAGCAGACCACGCCCAUCAUCUCGGGCGGCAUGAACGCGUUGCGACUGCCGGCGUUCUUCGAGAAUCUGAGCCACUCGAACGUGAUCCUGACCGCAGGCGGUGGCGCCUUCGGCCACAAGGACGGCCCCAAGAUUGGUGCCAUCUCUUGCCGUCAGGGCGAGGAUGCCUGGAAGGCAUGGAAGUCGGGCCAGUACGGCAACAUCAGCCUGAGUGACGGCGUGAUUGAGUUCGCCAAGACCCACGAGGAGAUCAAGGGUGCGUUCCUGACCUUCCAGAAGGACGCUGACCAGAUCUACCCUGGCUGGAAGGAGAAGCUGGGCUACACUGGUGAGUCCUCCGUGCAGGCGGCAAGCUUCGACUGGGCCAAGCGCGCGUCGGCGGCGGCCUUUGUGGGUGCCAGUGUGGCCCCGUCCAAGAAGGAGAGCUCGGUGACGCGCCAGGCUUUGGACCAGUCCAGCCGCUAUGCUGAUUUGUCCCUGGAUGAGGCGACUCUGAUCAAGAACGGCAAGCACGUGCUGGUGGCCUACAUCAUGAAGCCCAAGGCCGGCUAUGACUAUUUGGCUACGGCUGCCCACUUUGCCGCGGAGUCCUCCACAGGCACCAACGUGAACGUGUGCACCACUGACGACUUCACAAAGUCGGUGGAUGCCCUGGUGUACUACAUCGACCCAGACAAUGAGGAGAUGAAGAUUGCGUACCCGAACUUGCUGUUCGAUCGCAACAUCACUGAUGGCCGCGGCAUGAUGUGCUCCUUCUUGACCCUGGCCAUCGGCAACAAUCAGGGCAUGGGUGAUGUCGAGUACGGCAAGAUCUACGACUUCUACCUGCCCCCUGCGUUCCUGCGUCUGUACGAUGGACCGUCUGUGAACGUGCAGGACAUGUGGCGCAUCCUGGGCCGUGGCACGACCAACGGGGGUCUUGUGGUGGGCACCAUCAUCAAGCCCAAGCUGGGCCUGCAGCCGAAGCCGUUCGGUGAGGCGUGCUACUCUUUCUGGCAGGGUGGUGACUUCAUCAAGAACGAUGAGCCGCAGGGCAACCAGGUGUUCUGCCAGAUGAACGAGUGCAUCCCUGAGGUGGUGAAGGCCAUGAGGGCGGCCAUCAAGGAGACCGGCAGCUUCAAGCUCUUCUCCGCCAACAUCACUGCGGAUGAUCCGAAUGAGAUGAUUGCCCGAGGCAAGUACAUCCUGUCUCAGUUCGGUCCUUUGUCUGAGAACUGCGCCUUCCUGGUGGACGGCUACGUUGCGGGCGGCACUGCGGUAACCUGCUGCAGGCGCAACUUCCCCAAACAGUUCCUGCACUACCACCGUGCCGGCCAUGGCUCAGUGACCAGCCCCCAGACCCAGCGAGGCUACACUGCCUUCGUGCACACCAAGAUCUCGCGAGUCAUCGGCGCGUCCGGCAUCCACGUUGGCACCAUGAGCUUCGGCAAGAUGGAGGGCGAUGCAUCAGACAAGAACAUUGCCUUCAUGCUGCAGGACGACGAGGCGGAUGGCCCAUACUACCGCCAGGAGUGGCAGGGCAUGAAGCAGACCACGCCCAUCAUCUCGGGCGGCAUGAAUGCGCUGCGAUUGCCGGCGUUCUUCGAGAAUCUGAGCCACUCCAACGUGAUCCUGACCGCAGGCGGUGGCGCCUUCGGCCACAAGGACGGCCCCAAGAUUGGUGCCAUCUCUUGCCGUCAGGGCGAGGAUGCCUGGAAGGCAUGGAAGUCGGGCCAGUAUGGCAACAUCAGCCUGAGUGACGGCGUGAUUGAGUUCGCCAAGACCCACGAGGAGAUCAAGGGUGCGUUCCUGACCUUCCAGAAGGACGCCGACCAGAUCUACCCUGGCUGGAAGGAGAAGCUGGGCUACACUGGCGAGUCCUCCGUGCAGGCGGCAAGCUUCGAUUGGGCCAAGCGUGGCUAA
Molecule: messenger RNA, 4869 nt
Organism: Effrenium voratum
Lineage: Eukaryota; Dinophyceae; Suessiales; Symbiodiniaceae
Source: the annotation of a GenBank genome assembly